Phycomyces blakesleeanus NRRL 1555(-) is the source of this 584-nucleotide messenger RNA. RefSeq lists its product as hypothetical. The coding region runs from base 117 to 431 and encodes 104 amino acids. NCBI's taxonomy places the organism in Eukaryota, Fungi, Mucoromycota, Mucoromycetes, Mucorales, Phycomycetaceae. The record is from RefSeq and is a predicted model, not a curated record. The transcript has a single exon.
ACAUAUUUCUCUCCUCAAUCUAUAUUUUUUAUUGUGUUGUGUUGUAUUGUAUUGUCUUUCCUUGUUAGGCAUCAUUGUCAUUGAGUUUGGCCUGAGGCUGAUUUCGUCUGGCAAGCAUGCUUCUCAGUCGUAAUGUAGAACCAGGUCCUCGUUGUCCUGCCUUUCCUGUCUUCUUCAGGGCUGUAGAGGCAGUACUAUCAAUAGGAGCAGGUCCUGUUGUUGUUGAUGAGGAUAAUGAUAAUGUUCCUGUUCCUAUUCCUAUUCCUGUUCCUGUUCCUGCUGUUGCUGUUAUUGUCGAUCCUGAUCCUGAUCCUAAUCCUGGUCCUGAUCCUGAGCCAAUACUCGACUGCAGUGGUGAUUGCUGUGAGUAUUGUGACAUUAAACCUGGUCUACUGGCAAUAGCAAGCUUUGAAGAUUUGAUAUUCGAAUAAUUUCCUGCUGAGUUCAUAUUUCCUCCUGUUGUUGCUGCUGCUGAUAAGCCAUAAGCAUUAUUGUUGCUGUUGUUACUAUUGUUACUAUUGUUAUAAUUGGCUGUUGGAGUAGAAGACGUAUUCGUAGAAGAUUGUGCUUGCUUUUGGGAGUCC